This is a messenger RNA of Phoenix dactylifera (date palm), 1391 nucleotides long. Its product is annotated as protein CDI-like. NCBI's taxonomy places the organism in Eukaryota, Viridiplantae, Streptophyta, Magnoliopsida, Arecales, Arecaceae. The record is from RefSeq and is a predicted model, not a curated record.
CGGGCCAUUGGAUCCCAUGACCGCCCGCGGAAACGGAGCUCUUUUUCCUCGACCCUUCCGGGCAAUUCCCGUAACCAGGGGCGCCACCAAUCUAGCCCCCGCCCACCGGUAACCUCACCUCCCACCUCGAAACCCGGAGCCCAAAUUACACGGAAAAACGUUAAAAACGGUGGGUGCCGUCCCCGAGCGGGACGCGUACCAUCAGCCUCCUCCAGUCCUCCUCCGCCUCUUUCACUCCCCUCCCCCCUCUUCCAAUCCAUCCCCGUCUCCCCUCUCAUAAUUUCUUUCCCAAUCCCUAGAUCUUUGAUCCCUCCCUCACCAAAGAACCAUCGUUUAGGCUCCAUCAUGGGCUCGGAGAUCCUUCCCUGCUCCGCCGCCGUCGCGGAUCUCGCCGGCGAAGGGCCCCCGUCAUUCAGGAUCUUUAUAGGGUACGACCCUCGGGAGGACGCGGCCUUCGAGGUGUGCCGCCACUCCCUCCUGAAGCGCUCCUCGGUUCCGCUCGAGAUCCACCCCAUCAAGCAGUCGGAGCUCCGGGCUGCCGGGCUCUUCUGGCGCGAGCGCGGCCCCACCGAGAGCACCGAGUUCUCCUUCACCCGUUUCCUCACCCCCCACCUCGCCGGAUUCCAGGGGUGGGCCAUGUUCGUCGACUGCGACUUCCUCUACCUCGCCGACAUCAAGGAAUUGAUCGCCCUGAUCGACGACAGGUACGCGAUCAUGUGCGUCCAUCAUGAGUACGCCCCCAAGGAGACGACCAAGAUGGACGGCGCCGUCCAGACGGUGUACCCGCGCAAGAACUGGUCGUCCAUGGUGCUUUACAACUGCGGCCACCCCAAGAACCGGGCGGCGCUCACCCCGGAGGCCGUCAGCACCCAAACCGGGGCCUUCCUCCACCGCUUCACGUGGCUCGACGACGCCGAGAUCGGCGAGAUCCCCUUCGUCUGGAACUUCCUCGUCGGCCACAACAACGUCGAUCCCAACGACCCCACCACGUUCCCGAAGGCGAUCCAUUACACCACGGGCGGGCCGUGGUUUGAGAGGUACAAGGAUUGCGAGUUCGCCGAGCUCUGGCUCGAGGAGCUGGAGGAGUUGAACAAGGAAAAUACGAAAAUAGCCGCUGCUUAGGUUGUUGCCAUUGACAUGCUGUUGCCUUUUGGAUGGUGUUUAGCUUCCAGUCUAUUGCUUCUUUGAGCUUCUCUUUGCCCCCUGUUUCAUCCGAUUGCAUGUCCGGGGCCCCUUCUGGUUCUCCAACUUUUUGGUUUUACAUUUAUUUUGCCUAUUGAUUUCUACCUCUAUAUUUAGCUUUGUCUGUUCAUUUUGUAUAUUGAGGUUGAAAACUAGAGGAAUAGAAACCACAGCUGUCAUUAUGUAAAAAUAUUCUCAUUUGAUGAAAU